Messenger RNA from Oryctolagus cuniculus (rabbit), 791 nucleotides. Lineage: Eukaryota; Metazoa; Chordata; Mammalia; Lagomorpha; Leporidae. The record is from RefSeq and is a predicted model, not a curated record.
CGGGCCGGCCCCUGCCUGGGGAGGGGGAGGCGGCCAAGCACGGAAGGGACUAUGCAGGACAGGGCUUGGGGCACAGACCCUGGGGCCCCACAGGGCGGGUCGGGGGCGGUUUCGGGCUGGAGUUGCCGCGCCCUCGGGGAGACCCGCGGGGGGCGGAGCUCCCAGCUGAGGCCGGCUGCUGGGGAGUGAGCAGCGGACGCGCGAGGGUGCGUUCACGCCGGCCGGGGCCUGGGGCUCCUCGCGGCUCAGCAGCGUCCCCGUCCCGCGCAGGCAUCUCCUCGCCCUUGAAAAAGACAGAGAUGGACAAGUCGCCAUUCAACAGCCCCUCGCCGCAGGACUCGCCGCGCCUGCCCAGAUUCACGCAGCACCACUGGCCCGUGAUCGCCCUGCACAGAGGCAUCGUCCGGAGUCCGCACCCGUCCUCCGCCCUGCACUUCCCCACCACAUCCAUUCUGCAGCAGAGGGCGUCCACCUACUUCCCGCACACGGCCAUCUGCUACCCGCCGCAUCUCAACCCUCAGGACCCGCUCAAAGAUCUCAUGUCACUGGCCUGCGACCCGGCCAGCCGGCAGCCUGGUCUGGUGAGUGCGGGGUGGCCAACGGGCGGAGGAGGGGGCGCGGCGACGCGGGCAGGGGUCCGCGGGUGGAGGAGGGGGCGCGGCGCCGCGGACAGGGUUCCGCGGGCAGCCGCAGAUUCCUCCUCCUGGGCUCCUGCCAGGCCCCCGCAGCGAUGCGCGUCCUGUCCUCGGGGUUUCGCAUUUGGGAGCGGCGGGCGAGGUGGCACCUUGUGA